Messenger RNA from Penicillium odoratum, 564 nucleotides. RefSeq lists its product as uncharacterized. The transcript has a single exon. The record is from RefSeq and is a predicted model, not a curated record. The coding region runs from base 1 to 564 and encodes 187 amino acids. Lineage: Eukaryota; Fungi; Ascomycota; Eurotiomycetes; Eurotiales; Aspergillaceae.
AUGGUGGGGAUACACUGCAUCGCGACAUUACUAUUCACCGAGCUCCUGCGACCGCAACUACGGGCAGCUGCAGCAGCGCCCGAGACACCUCGUGGAUCUGUUCGGGUAGUGUGGACAUCCAGCUUUUUGGCAGAAGGCGCCUCACCGGCGAAUAGGAUUGAUUUCACCCUGUUAGAUAAGGGAACCAGUGAUCGCACUCGUAACUAUGCUGUCUCCAAAGUGGGAACCUGGAUGCUGCGACGGGAGUUGGCCGGACGAUCCCAUCUCGAGCAGGACAACAUUGUGAGCGUAGUGCAGAAUCCAGGCAAUCUAAAUACGGACAGCUAUGUAGGGACUUCGGCGGUUGCCAUGUUCUUUAUCAGCCCCUUACUCCGUGAGGCCAAGUUUGGGGCCUAUACUGAGCUGUAUGCCGGUUUAUCAUCCGAGAUCACCCUUGAGAAUAAUGGCGGCUAUAUUAUUCCCUGGGGAAGGAUUCGACGGGAUGAGGAUUGCCCGCGACGAGAUAUCGUCGCAGCGAUGACUCCGGCCGAGGAUGGAGGACUUGGAUAUCCAAGACGACUUUGA